Humulus lupulus (European hop) is the source of this 1153-nucleotide messenger RNA. RefSeq names its product 2-oxoglutarate-dependent dioxygenase 19-like. The coding region runs from base 88 to 1140 and encodes 350 amino acids. The transcript is spliced from 4 exons. The record is from RefSeq and is a predicted model, not a curated record. Lineage: Eukaryota; Viridiplantae; Streptophyta; Magnoliopsida; Rosales; Cannabaceae.
AUAUACCAAUGUUUUUGUUUCUCAAGGAGAGCCACCAAGUUUCUCUUAGUUUCCCUUUCUUUCUUUCCUCAAUAAAUUUCUCCACACAUGGCUCCAACCAAUGUUCAAACCAUUAAAGCAUUAAGUGAGUCAGGGGCUCUAUCCUCAGUUCCCUCCAAAUACAGCUUCGCUACAAACCCUAAUGAUCUAGCCAAUCCGAAUGACCCCGAUCAUUCAAUCACCACCAUUGAUUUUUCUCUCCUCACUUGUGGUUCUCCUCAACAGCGCUCCACGACUCUCAAUGAUCUUAAAAGGGCCUGCGAAGACUGGGGAUUCUUCAUGGUGAUCAACCAUGGUGUUGAGGAGAGAGUGAUGAAAGGGAUGCUCCACAUGUGUGAAGCCUUCUUCGAUUUGAGGGAUGACGACAAAAAAGAGUUUCAAGGGACCGCUAACGUUUUGGACCCGAUCAAGUGCGGCACUAGUUCUAAUGUUGCCAUUGAUAAAGUUCUUCUUUGGAGGGACUUUAUCAAGGUCAUAUCUCACCCUCACUUUAAUUCACCCCACAAGCCCCUUGGUUUCAGUGAGGCAGCGUUAGAGUUCAGCAAAAGAACAAGAGGAGUGGCAACCGAGCUGGUCAAGGCCAUAUCGGAGACCUUGGGACUAGAAGCUGAUUACAUAGCGAAAGCAACCAAUUGGGAUGAAGGGUUACAACUCUUGGCUGCCAACUACUAUCCAGCUUGCCCGGAGCCAGAGCGAGCCAUAGGAAUCCCACCUCACACGGACCAUGGGCUUGUGACCCUUCUCAUCCAGAACCAGAUGGGUGGUCUUCAAGUCCAACACAAAGGAAAAUGGGUCAACUGGGAUGCUGUGCCUAAUGCCUUUGUUGUUAACCUUGGUGACCAAAUGCAGGUGUUGACUAACGAUACGUACAAGAGCGUAUGGCAUAGAGCUGUGGUGAACAACAGAGCAACGAGGAUCUCCAUAGCAGUGGCACAUGGGCCAUCGGUGGACACGGUGGUCGUAGCAUCACCGGAGCUGUUAGAGAGACAAGGCCAAUCGCCGCUUUAUUCCGGAAUGUCAUACAGAGACUACAUAGAACUUCAGCAAAGCAGCAAGGGAUACAUGAAACCUUGCAUCGACUACAUAAGGAUUUCGGAGUAAAUCUGGGCUUCUA